CCAGCAAUGAUAUCCUCACUGCUCCUGGCCUUCCUCUUCCUGGCUCCGGCUACAGUGGCCAUUCCCAGAGCUGACAGUCAGUGUCUGGCAUGUGGAGGACCCGCCUUGGACUUGGAUCGCCAGCGGGAGCUGCUUCUUGACCUGGCCAAGAGAAGCAUCUUGGACAAGCUACAUCUCAGCCAGCGCCCAACACUGAGUCGGCCUGUGUCCAGAGCUGCUCUGAGGACUGUGCUGCAGCGCCUCCAUGGGCCCCCGCAGGGGAUACUUCUGGAGGCUGACAGGGAACAGGAAUAUGAGAUCAUCAGCUUUGCUGACGCAGGCCUUUCCAACAUCAACCAGACUCGUCUUGAUUUCCACUUCUCCUCUGAUAGAACUGCUAGUGGCAUGCAGAUCCAGCAGGCCAGCCUCAUGUUCUUUGUACAGCUCCCUCCCAAUACCACCACCUUGCCUUUGAGGCUGAAGAUCCUUGUGCUAGGCUCACAUGACACCAACCUCACCUGGGCCACUCAGCAGCUGCUGGAGGUGGAUGCCAGUGGCUGGCACCAGCUCUUCCUGGGGCCUGAAGCUCAGGCUGCCUUCAGCCAGGGGCACUUGACCCUGGAGCUAGUACUUGAAGGCCAAGGAGCCCAGAGCUCAAUCAUACUGGGUGGGGCUGCCCAUAGGCCUUUUGUGGCAGCCAAGGUGAAAGUUGGGGGCAAACACCAGCUUCACCGGCGAGGCAUCGACUGCCAGGGUGGGUCAAGGAUGUGCUGCCGACGAGAGUUCUUUGUGGACUUCCGUGAGAUUGGCUGGCACGACUGGAUCAUCCAGCCUGAGGGCUAUGCAAUGAACUUCUGCACAGGGCAGUGCCCACUACAUGUGGCAGGCAUGCCUGGCAUUGCUGCCUCCUUCCACACUGCAGUGCUCAAUCUUCUCAAGGCCAAUACAGCUGCAGGCACUGCUGGAGGGGGCUCAUGCUGUGUGCCCACGGCCCGGCGCCCCCUGUCUCUGCUCUACUAUGACAGGGACAGCAACAUUGUCAAGACUGACAUACCUGACAUGGUGGUAGAGGCCUGUGGGUGCAGUUAG
Hyaena hyaena (striped hyena) is the source of this 1068-nucleotide messenger RNA. RefSeq names its product inhibin subunit beta C (gene INHBC). The record is from RefSeq and is a predicted model, not a curated record. Gene Ontology annotation, cellular component: extracellular region. Bases 7 to 1068 code for a protein of 353 amino acids. Lineage: Eukaryota; Metazoa; Chordata; Mammalia; Carnivora; Hyaenidae. The transcript is spliced from 2 exons. Gene Ontology annotation, molecular function: growth factor activity; hormone activity; cytokine activity. Gene Ontology annotation, biological process: SMAD protein signal transduction; BMP signaling pathway.